Molecule: messenger RNA, 1311 nt
Organism: Hibiscus syriacus
Lineage: Eukaryota; Viridiplantae; Streptophyta; Magnoliopsida; Malvales; Malvaceae
Product: NAC domain-containing protein 89-like
Exons: 4
Coding region: 97-1311 (404 amino acids)
Biological process (GO): regulation of DNA-templated transcription
Molecular function (GO): DNA binding
Source: RefSeq, a predicted model, not a curated record
AGGCAUAGUAAAAAGAAGAAGAAGACUUUAUUAAUGUGUCUAACAUAAAAACAAAACAAGAAAAACAAAGGGAAAGAAGGAGAAGUUGGGGCGGUGAUGGCAAGUGGAGGAGUUUCAAGAGAAACCCAGAUGUCUAUUGAAGCUUCUUCAAUGUUUCCUGGUUUUAGAUUUUCCCCAACUGAUGUCGAAUUGAUUUCUUAUUACUUGAAAAGGAAGCUGGAAGGAUUUGACAAGUGUGUCGAGGUCAUUCCCGAGGUUGAAAUUUGUAGAAAUGAGCCUUGGGACUUACCAGACAAAUCUGUCGUAAAGUCGGAUACCGAGUGGUUCUUCUUCUGCGCUCGUGGGAGAAAGUACCCGAAUGGUUCCCAAAGUAGACGUGCAACUGAACAGGGUUACUGGAAAGCCACAGGGAAAGAGCGCAAUGUCAAGUCGGGUUCUAAUGUGAUCGGUACAAAGAGGACUCUAGUGUUCCACACCGGUCGUGCACCAAGAGGAGAAAGAACGGAAUGGAUCAUGCACGAAUACUGCAUGGACGGAAUGCCCCAGGAUUCACUAGUUGUUUGCCGCCUUAGGAAGAAUAGUGAGUUUCGUCUGAAUAACACAUCAAACCGAGCUCCUCGGACUCCACCGGUUAUGCAUGACAGCAACCGUGCUACCUCUGAUGGUGCUACCGACCAGACUGGCACUUCCGAACUGGACAAAGCCUAUUUGAAGAAGGGUGCUAGUAGUUAUGAUUCUCAUUCUAUUGAGCAAUUCGAGUCUGCAUCUGAAUCCGAGCAAAAACAAUCCAACGAGGUCGGACCGACAGAAUCUUCUACACCUCAGAAGGAUUCUGACGCCGAAGAAGAUUACUUUGCCGAGAUACUGAAAGAUGAUAUAAUCAAGCUCGAUGAAACACCAUCGUCGGCUAGACCGGAUGUCUCGCCUACGAUUGCAAGCACUUCCAAUGCCUAUCACAGGAGAGGUCAGCAGCAGAGGCAAGAGCAUGAUCUCCAUGUAUCUCAUUUCCAGGGCACGGCAAACCGGAGAAUCAAAUUGAGGAGGCCUAAAGCAGACGAGUUUCUAGCUGCCAAGGCAUCGACGGAGUCGGAACGUCAUAUUGGGGAGAUCUCAAUCGAGAAACUAAGUUCUCCGAAGUCCGUUGACUCGCCAAAAUGGCUGCUAUCUUUGUUUUUGCGGUCGACUGUCACUCUCCGGCUCAUUUAUGCAACUUUUGUUAUCCUCACUUUGCUAGCUUUAGUUCUUACAUUUUUAGGAGCUCCAAGCCUGUUAAAAACUCCAGAUACAUGCUACUUUGACACAUUUAUAUAA